This is a messenger RNA of Drosophila elegans, 459 nucleotides long. RefSeq names its product salivary glue protein Sgs-3. NCBI's taxonomy places the organism in Eukaryota, Metazoa, Arthropoda, Insecta, Diptera, Drosophilidae. The transcript has a single exon. The record is from RefSeq and is a predicted model, not a curated record. The coding region runs from base 1 to 459 and encodes 152 amino acids.
AUGAGAGCAGCCACCAUCAUCUCCGCAAUCUUCGUCCUGACAGCCUGUCUCUUGAGGAGCAGCGAAGCGGUGACCUGUACCGCUGCUCCCACCGACGCUAACUGCAUCAACUGCACCACCAGUCCCACGAACGCCGAGUGCGUUGCCGAGGCCGCAGCUGCCGCCACAACCACCACAACCACUGUGGCGCCAACCACUUCAACCACCGAAGCGUCGACCAGCACUUCGUCCGGAAACCGGAAGAUCGUGCGCGUUAGCAACCUGAGCUACUCCGUCACCCGUCGCAUCCGCGUCAACAGCACCACCACCCGCUCCACCAGCCGCAGUGGCAAGACAAAUCGCAGACGCUCCACCAACGCGAACCGCAACCUAAGGCGCAAAAACAACAAAAACAAAGCCAAGCGGGGCAACACGAGAGCCCGACGUGGAAAUGGCAACGUUCGUGUCGUGGUUGGUUAG